AUGGCUAAAGAAAGCGAUAUGUCGUUGUUUAGUGAUGUAUUGGAACCGUUUAGAAGAGUGAUAAAUACUGAUCCGCCAAAAGACAAGUUAUCGGCGUCUUCAAAAUUAAAUUUUUCUGAGAGCAAUCAAUCACUGAAAGAAGAUUUUUCUAACCUAUUAUCCAACAAGAGAAAGUCGACUCUUAGCUCGUCUGAAUUAUUAACACCAGAAAAACGUUCUCGUAUAGAGCCGUCUGCAAAUACGACAACGGCACCUCCAUCACCAUGGGAAGCAAAGAGGUUGAAAAUAGAUUUAAUUGCAGCUAAAGCUCAGAUCACAAAGUUAGAGGCCAGAGUGAACCAUCAGCAUACAAUUCGUAAGGAAAUGCAAAUUUUAUUUGAAGAGGAAAAGGCUUCCCUUAUAGAUCAACAUAAGAGGGAUGAAAGAGCUCUCUCGGACAUGGAGGAACGGCUUCAAGUUAUUAGGAAAAGGGAACAGGAAUUAAAAGAUGAACAUAGUGAGGCUUUAAAAGAAUUUCAGGAGAGUAAAUCCAAAUGGGAGAAAGAUAAAGCAGAUUUCCAGAAACAAAUAGCUGAUCUCAAAGAUAAACUGCUCGAAGCUAAUGUAAGCAGUAAGGACCAGAUCUCCGAGAUGAAAAAAGAUAUGGAUGAGCUUUUGCAGGCUUUAGAAGGCGCACAAUCUGAAGUAGAGAUGUUAAAGAAAGAAGUGGCUAAGCAGACAAACCGUGCAGAACAGUGCACAUCAUUAAGAACACAAUUGGAAAAACAAACCUUUGAGCUUCAAGAAGUUACAAAUAAACUUAAGGAGUUAGAGUAUGAAAGAGAUUCUUACAAAGAUUGGCAGCAACAAGCAAAGACUGCACAAAAACGUCUUAGCAACAUGGCGGAAUUAGAAAAGGAGGUGAUAAGACUGAGAGCUUCAGAAAGGUGCUUGCGUGACGCUGUUUGUAAUAAGUUACUUCUAGAAGAACAGGUGCAUUUAUUAACUACUAGAGUUGAGGCUUUGCAGCCAGUUCAACAGGAGUUGCAUGAAGCCAAGGUUAAAAUGGCGUCACUAGAGUCAUCUUUAGAGGAGUGGAAGAAUGCAGCCAGAGCACACGGAGUGGAUUCUGCUAGAGCUUUGUCCUCCGUCUUGGAGUCAGCUCUAAGUAAUCAACUUACUGCAGUGGCUAGUCAUUCAGAGGCUCAGUCGCAAAUGGCACAACUCACUGAGGAAAUAGCAACAGUGAAGUAUGAACGCGAUAAGGUUACGGCAAAGCUGAACGACCUUCAGGCAGUACGUAAGAACCAGGAGAGCCUCAUACACAGAUUGCAGAAGCGAUUGUUGCUUGUUACCAGGGAGAGAGACAGUUACAGACAACAACUGGACUGUUAUGAGAAAGAAUUGACUGUAACACUGUGUGGAGAAAGUGGUGCGGGCAGUGCUGCUCUAUUGUCGGCCAGGGUGGAGCAGCUCGAGAAGGCUUUACAAGGUUAUCGUGAUCUUCUGGCAGCACACGAUCAGGAGGCUCAUGCUAAAACGGUGGAGGGGUUGCGUGCGGAGGCGAGCAGAUGGCGGGAGGAGGCGGAGACGGCGCGGCGCGAGACGAGCAAGCUGCGCGCGCAGCGGGACCAGCUGCAGGCGCACCUCGAGCGCCUCGCCGCGCCGCACCGCGCCGCCAAGGUGCUCCAUCUCACUGAUAAUCCAGCAGCUGCAGCGCAUAAAGAAAUGCAAGUAGAUUUAGAGGCUGCACAGGAAGAGAUAAAAAGGCUAAAAGCCGCUCUUCGGGAUGGUGGUAUGGCUGUCUGUCCAGAAGAAAUGCAACAAAUGAAACAGCAGUUGGAGAAUAGUAGAAUAAAAUUAAAGAGAAUGAAGGAGGAGUUCACGUCGUCCGCUCAGGAGUAUAGAGACGUCGUUUAUAUGCUUUUAGGUUAUAAAAUUGAUAGGACUGGACACAAGAAUUACAGAAUUUCGAAUAUGUACGCCGAGUCAGCGGAAGAAUAUCUCACAUUUACUCUUUGCGACGACGGCAUAGAAAUGGUGCAUACAGAGUAUUCGGCUUCCUUAAGUGAAUUGGUAGAGCUGUACCUCCACCAUCACCGAUCUAUUCCAGUAUUCCUCAGCGCUUUAACCAUGGACCUGUUCACACGGACAACUAUGCAGCAGGAAGUGCAGUAG
Parnassius apollo (apollo) is the source of this 2157-nucleotide messenger RNA. Lineage: Eukaryota; Metazoa; Arthropoda; Insecta; Lepidoptera; Papilionidae. The record is from the annotation of a GenBank genome assembly.